AUGUGCAAGGCGUCAACUUCCGGUAACUCUCAUCACUACACCCCCCACACUCCAACCAACAACCCCCGCAGCUCCUUUACCGUCAAGCAAGCGAACAAAGUCGGCGUCACAGGCUAUGUGAAGAACGCUUCCGAUGGCAGUGUGCAAGGCGAGGCGCAAGGCGAGGAGAGCUCGUUGAAGCAGUUCGUUGAGCACUUGAACAAAGGCCCUUCGGCGGCGGACGUGAAUAAGGUCGAGACGUCGGACAUUGAGCCGAAGCAGGGGGAGAGUGGGUUCUCGCAGUAG
This is a messenger RNA of Coniosporium apollinis CBS 100218, 285 nucleotides long. RefSeq lists its product as uncharacterized. The transcript has 3 exons. The record is from RefSeq and is a predicted model, not a curated record. Gene Ontology annotation, molecular function: acylphosphatase activity. Lineage: Eukaryota; Fungi; Ascomycota; Dothideomycetes. Bases 1 to 285 code for a protein of 94 amino acids.